Molecule: messenger RNA, 2391 nt
Organism: Colletotrichum acutatum
Lineage: Eukaryota; Fungi; Ascomycota; Sordariomycetes; Glomerellales; Glomerellaceae
Exons: 2
Coding region: 335-1909 (524 amino acids)
Source: RefSeq, a predicted model, not a curated record
CCCGACCUCACCUUCUCCAUUCCACCAUCUUUCCCUGUCGACACUUGCUGGGCAUUUUAUUCUCUCCUUUCAUCCUUCCUUUUUCAACCCACAAAACGCUACAGCUUGCUGAGCACGUCCUCUCAUUACAACUUCCAGACAGCCCUCUUUGAUCUGUCUCAUUCCACUCACUCACCACUUUCGUCACUCAGCCAGUUGCGAUAUACACCCUUCAUUUCACCAGGUGCUCCGGUAUCAGCACCCAUACAGUCCCUACUCAACCAGCAAGAGUCCCAGCGACCACUUUGAUACCCGUCUCAUACCGCACAAUCACCCGACCGUACAAUCAACCACCAUGAAGUUCUCCGCUGCCACCACUUUGGCUACCCUUCUGGGCGCCGCCUCGGCCGGCUCCAAGUCCGACGACAGAACCUUUGCCGUCCUCCGCUUCAACAACAAGCAGCUCGUCAAGACCCGUGUUGAUCCUAUCAUCAACCCCGGAAAGCCCGCGACCCACGUCCACGGCGUCAUGGGAGGAAGCAACUUUGGCAUGUCGGCCACUGGCGAGACUCUCUCGCAGUCCAAGUGUACCAACGCCAUGAUCAACGGCGAUAACAGCGCCUACUGGUUCCCGUCUCUUUACUUCCAGGACCCCAAGACCAAGGAGUUUGAGGCUGUCGAUGUUUUCUACGUCAACGUUUACUAUUUCUUCGAUGGCACUGAUGAUGAGAUCAAGGCCUUCCCCAAGGGCCUCCAGAUCUUCAGCGGUAAUUCCUCCGCUCGCGUUGCCCCGUCGUCCGGAGGCAAGCAGAACCUCGAGCCGGCGGACGGCCCCAUCCAGCCUGUUCAGUGGACUUGCCCCAGAUCCAACUACAACCCGCCGUCGUACCCUGCCAACUCGGACGGUACCACCGCCGGCAUCGUCGAUCCCAACAAUGACGGCUCCGGAGUUGGGUUCCCCGACCAGAACUGCGACGGCUACGCUUCUCCCCUCCGUGCCGAUGUCCACAUGCCUUCCUGCUACAACCCCAACGCUGCCCUGACCGACUACGAGAGCAUGGCCUGGCCCACCAACAAGGGCGCGUCGAAUAGCCGCCGCAAGAACUGCCCUGCCGGAUGGAUCCACGUUCCUCACAUGUUCUUCGAGGUCUACUGGGACACCCCCAAGUUUGCCAGCCGCUGGACGCCCGGCCAGGGCUCGCAGCCCUUUGUCCUCUCCAACGGUGAUGCCACCGGUUACAGUCUCCACGCCGACUUCAUCGCUGCUUGGGAUGAGAGCGUUCUCCAGCAAAUCAUUGACAACUGCAAUGCCGGCUCUUCUGGUAUGGACAAGUGCCCUGGUCUCCUCAAGGGCCUCAACACCAACAAGGACUGCACAAUCUCCUCCCCCGUUAACGAAGUUGUCGAUGGUCUCAUGAGCGCGCUCCCCGGCGACAACCUGCUCACCUCCUUCGGUUCUAUCGUCGGCGGUGGCAGCAGCAGCGGCAGCGGCAGUGGUUCUGUUGUCAAGCCUUCUGGUUCUUCUGCCUCGUCUGCUGCGACGGCUGCCUCUGCAAAGCCCUCUGCCGUCCAGCCUUCUGCCAGCAAGCCCGCCACCUCCGGCUACGUCAGCCAGGAGGAAGUUCCCAAGACAUCUGCCAUGGUUUCUUCCGAGCUUCCCAUUCAGGUCGCCCCUGAGAAGGCCAGCACCAAGGUUGCCGAGACGUCUGCCGCCGCCGCCGUCCCUACCACCAAUGCCAUCGCGCCCAAGCCCUCGGCAUCUGGGUGCUCCCGCAAGACCAGGACCGUUUACAAGACCGUCACCGUCACCUCUCCCGCAGAGGAGUCCAAGGCCGCUGCGACCCCCGCCGGCUCUACCGACAACUACAAGGCCCGUCGCCACGUCCACGAGCACGAGCACCUCCACCGCCACCGCAGCAACCGCAAGUAAGCGGCUUGUCCAUCGAACCUAUGCGCGCCACCAGCUUUUGUGGUUGCGCCUGUAUCAAACUUUUCUUCGUUAGACAAUCUAGGGCCGUGGCUGAGAUGGGAGUUUAAGACGUUGUUUUUUGGACAUUGGGACUCGGCGGGGUUGUUUGGAAAAGCAUCCCCGUUUUUGUGCGCGAGCACUCGCGCGAAUUUCUUUUUUGACGAUGAUGAUGAUCAGUUACAUACACACCUUUGAACCGGGGGAAAGCAAAGCUUGGGGGAACACGAGCAAGCUCAAGGGCAACUGGAUUCCGCUUCUUGUUUGUACCUUGGAACACAUACAUUUCGAUUCUUACACGGGUCUCUACAGACGAGGCACCACAUUUGGGAAGGGGUUUUGAGAAGUGGUUAUUUGCUUGGUAGUCAGAUAGACAAUUGAGCCAACCAGAUUAUCACCACUGACGAGUAAGCCGUGUGUGAAGUAUAAGGCGCCUGCGGCCCACC